UAACUGAUGCCGCAACAAAGUGAUGGAUCCUCGGAUGUGCAUGUGCUACGCAGUAUCGCGAGCAGAGUUCCUAGUGGACUCAGAGCAUAUAGUUUCUCAGUUUGUAGAUGAGGAUUCCAAUUCUCAUACGACUGAAGCUCGAACUGUAAUCACGACAAAAAAUGCAAGCGGCGUACUCGUGUGUCUUUCUGGUUGGUUUUGCGUCUUCCUAUCUUGAUUGCGCACACGCCAGUUCACCCCUGCUUACCGCUGAGCCAUUAAGUGGGCACUCACGACGAUCAAGAAGCCGCGACCUUGAGGAUGUCGAUGCAGACGUUUCCCUGUCGUCUUCGUCAGACGAGGUAGGAGACGCGUCAGAUGAAGAGUCGUCAUCUUCAGAUUCAGACGAGGACUCAAGAAGUGGUGGAGGCGGUAGCGGACUUGCGUUUUUAGUGGGAAUAAGCUGCCGGGCUACGCAACGCUUGGUGAAUUCAGCGUCUCAAGCCGUCAAUUCGGCGAGUGGAUUACAGGUGUAUGACACUUCUUCCAGUAGUUCGACUUCGAGUAACACUGACGGAGGACGUCAUCAUCGUCCAGUAGGGUCAGAUCAUGGGCUCGUUUUCUCUGCGCUCAACCAUCCUCCACCAUCUGGCGAAGCUGUGCCGAUGGACGUGGACCUGGAGGCUGGAGACCGAAGCGAACAUAUAGGCAACGAAAGUCUUGAUGUACUUGUACUACCUGUUGAUGCAACUGCAGCUUCUUCAUCUACAAUUUCUGAAGAUUCUGCACCGCAGAUUUCAACGGUACAAGCUUGCGAGGUGCCUACACAGUUUAAGUUGGAGUCAGGAGGGGAGAUGGAAUGCUUCAUCUGUAUGCGCCGAUGGGAAGUGUUGGAUCGAAAAGGCCGAAGGGAGCGACGCAGAGCCGCAAGGUCAAGCAUUUUGGCGCGCGAAAGAGCAGAGAGACGAAACGCGAUGAAAGAAAAAUUAUUGUGUAGUUCAAAAGAUGGACUGCUGCGCUCAGGACCAGUUGCCGGAAUUCAGGAUGCGCCAUCACGUCUCAGGGUCGAAGGAAGCAAAGGCACAGGGUUAAGAAUGCCUCGCAACCGAGGUGUACUGGCGAUGGCACCAGAACAAGUGCAACUGCCUCCUUCCUGCUCUGCUAGUAUGAAUGGUCUGCGUGGUGACAAUUUGGUCUUGGACUGCAGCAGUGGUUCUCUCGUCUCAAUCGGAGGCUUCACCUACGCGAGCUCCAGCGACCCGAUUUCUCCAGCACUGCGAUUAGCGCUGUUAUGGCUGACAACAUGUGCAUGUCUAGAACGAAAAUUAGAAUGUUCGAGGAGGACAGCGAAUAGAACAAGAGCAUCAAUAGGAUUUUACGAAGAUUGACAUUGUUCAUCCUGUCGUUGUCCGUCGUAUCUUCGAUGAAUUAGGUAUUGUGCGUUUUGAAAUAAAGGUGAAGUUUUAGUAUAAUUUCGAUAGCUUCAUCAGAAGUCGACGAAGAGCCUGCUUCAGCGGAGUAUGCUGUCAAGGAUGCUGGUGAUGAGGCGACCACAACACCUGAGCACCCCAAUCCCAGAGGUCCAGCAGGAUCUUCAGCACGACUUACGGAUGAAAUUCUGUGCUCUAGACGCCGACAAUGGCGCGCAGAGGUUGGUCGAUUGAAGAGUGAGGAGCCUUGGGUAGAGUAUCGGCGGUGUAGGCAUCGGGUGUGUGGCGAGUGCUUCACGCAAUUUCAUUUGCGUGGGAUGAGUUUUUCUGGAAAGUGUCCGUUCUGUAAUCAAGGAUCGCGCACUGGUCUGGAACAGACGAAUCAGGAAGAAGAUGUAGCGGCUCAUCUUCUUUUCUUGGACGGGACAACGCCAGAAGACGUUGUGACCUCGCAGACGCCUAGAGGACAAAGACGAGGAUCUUUCGAUAUACCGCAUAUUCUGGCACGCCGGGGAGUUCUCGCACGAGGACGGAGGAGGCACUCGCGUCCUCGUCUCAACGUAAAUGCACUUAUCUCGCUAGAGAGAUGGCGCCAAAUAGAUACUGGAGCCCGAUGCUGUGGGGAUUGCUGCUUACGCCUUGUCGGAACCAUCGUGUCCACCUACUUUGCAUCAUGGUGCGCGUAUCAUAUCCUACAUCUUGAUAGAGGGUCGAAAAACCCACUCGGAUACUACUGAUCACUUUUCCGUUUCGCAUACUUCUUCAUUUUGAAGAUCAUGUUGUCUGAGAAUAAUGUUAUAAUUGUGUAUGACUACUCGAAACUUAUCAUGCCUAUGUCUAUGAACAUUCUGGGCUAGUGCAUGAAAGUUAGUUUGAACAAGGUGGAGAUGCAUAGAACAGAUUUUCUUGAAUAUAUAGUGAAAGAAAGUGUCUAGUACUGCUCUUUUUGAGUUUCGAAAACUUCAACUUCUUAAAUCAGUGGGGAAGGAUAAGUAUUGAAGUUAGAAACUUGUUGUAGAAAAAAAUUUAAUGGUCGUGGAGCUAUCAGUUGGAUGCUCGUCUGUGUUACAUAGUUGUCGUACUAUGAGGAAUCUCAUCCAUGUGCAAAACAGAACACACAGGAGCAACAGUUGUAUUGCCGUCUGCGGAAUCAAAAACACUUAACUUUUUCAUUCGAGGUUUAUUUCAUGCAAUUCAUUGCAAAAAUAUUAAGAAACUGCGAAAAUGCGCGAC
Amoebophrya sp. A25 is the source of this 2642-nucleotide messenger RNA. Lineage: Eukaryota; Dinophyceae; Syndiniales; Amoebophryaceae. The record is from the annotation of a GenBank genome assembly.